Molecule: messenger RNA, 995 nt
Organism: Beta vulgaris subsp. vulgaris (sugar beet)
Lineage: Eukaryota; Viridiplantae; Streptophyta; Magnoliopsida; Caryophyllales; Amaranthaceae
Product: probable calcium-binding protein CML35
Exons: 1
Coding region: 230-859 (209 amino acids)
Molecular function (GO): calcium ion binding
Source: RefSeq, a predicted model, not a curated record
AAUAAGUAAUAGAAGAAAGCGAGUAGCCUAGUACCACUAACACAUCCUGAAAAAGCUCAACUAUAGGAAGUUUCCUCGAAAGUCCCUUCUCCUCACCCAUGGCUUCCCUUCUUAACCUCCCUCAUCUUCCCUUCACUUUCCCACCAUCUUCAUUUCCAACAUUUCCAACUCUCAUCAUUCUCUCUCCUCAAAAACAAAAACAACAACAACAACAACAACAACAAUCAAAAUGAAGCAACUACUCAAAUCCCUCCACCCGAAGCAAAUAUUCCGCCACAACAACAAAAAAACCCCUCUCUCCUCCCACUCCUUAACCAAAUCCGAACCUCCUUCCUUCGGCUCAUCCUCUUCCUCCUCCUCCUCCGCCUCUUCCGGGCCGGGACCGGGCCGAACCCGUUCAGAGGACCUAUCCGUUCGGCCCGACCCGUGGACGGAGGAGGCCUUCAAGAUGAUGGACCUCGACGGCGACGGAAAGAUCACACGCGUAGAGCUACACUCUCUCUUCAAGCGCGUGAGAGUAAACGCGCCGUCGUUAUCGGAGGAAGAGGUGGCGGAGAUGAUCAAAGAUAUCGAUACGGAUGGUGAUGGUUGUAUCAGCUUAGAGGAGCUGGAAGCCGUUGGAUCUGCACUUGAUCCUACGGGUGCAGAUGAAGAUGAUCUUAAGGACGCGUUUGGUUUCUUUGAUGUUAAUAAAGAUGGGAAAAUCUCACCGGAGGAGUUACACGCAGGGUUUGUUGCGUUGGGGGAUGAACGGUGCACGUUAGAAGAGUGUAGGCGUAUGAUAGAAGGUGUGGAUAAGAAUAAAGAUGGUUUUGUUUGUUUUCAGGAUUUUAGUCGUAUGAUGAGGUUUUCUAGAUAAUUUUAUUUUGGGGAGAAAAACGGAUUAUUUUUAUGAUAAUGGUAGAUUGAAUUCGAUCUACAACUUUGUUGUGCUACCGUACAUAUUUUGUCCUAUGAGAAUUGAGCUGAAAUGAAAAUUAUCAUCUUUCUUUUUA